This is a messenger RNA of Drosophila miranda, 1308 nucleotides long. RefSeq lists its product as uncharacterized. NCBI's taxonomy places the organism in Eukaryota, Metazoa, Arthropoda, Insecta, Diptera, Drosophilidae. The record is from RefSeq and is a predicted model, not a curated record. The transcript is spliced from 3 exons. Bases 1 to 945 code for a protein of 314 amino acids.
AUGUCCAGAUCUAGCUACAGUCCCAGUGCCAGUGUAAGCCAUGUCGAGGAUAGACUGUUGUCACAGGACAGUCCCCAGCCCCAGCAGUCCUCAAAUAAGCCCGUCCACAAUGCGGGGUCAAGUUCAGUGCGAUUUGGCAGAGUGUCUCUUGUCAAGUGCUGGCUCCUGGGUGUCCUUCUACUGCUCACAGUUGCCGCGAGCUGGCCCACGGGGACAUCGGCAGCGCCGCGCCGUCUUAGCGGUCGCCACCUUAUACUGCCCCACCGCCACCACGUGCACCAGCGCUCGGCGGACCGACAAUCAUUGGAGCAUAGGAAGAACAUCACCAUAGUGACGCCCGAGCCAACAUCGACUUUGCUCUGCCAGUAUCACAAGAGCGCCAUGUCAACGAUGAUAAGUCUGGACAAUGCCAAGAAGGUGGCCGAGAGGACUAUGGAUGCCAUCAUCUGUUUGUUCAGCCAGUGGUUGGACUACUAUUGGAAUGAGGAUGGCGUCACGCUGAACGGUGCGAUAUACGGCUACUCCUUACACAGCCUUAACCUAACGCAUCCGUUGCACGAGGAGACCAAAAAAGUCAAGUUCGACAAUGACACUAAGAGGUUUAUCUACGAGAAUCAGGCUGAGGUAGGGGAGGCCAGCGAGGAGCUGCCCAAGAUUGCCGAUGCCCUGAUGAUUGUGCGCCACCUGAUGUUGAACGUCACCAAGGGGCACAGCAGCUACAACUGCACCUUCGUGCAUAUCAUAGAAAAGCUAAGCCACAACCUUUAUAUGGCAGAAACAGCCAUGAAUAACCAGCUUUGCAGUAUGUCCAGCUAUACCUACACAAGCUCAUACCCAGACCAUAAAUUCGGGGUCACCUUGGAGGCUAUCAAGCUGCUGACCGUCGUCCAGCAGAAAUACAAGGUGCUGCUGGAAAAGCAGCGUGACGAAGAGGACCUCCAUUAAAAUCCGGGAGGCAUUUUAGCAGGCCUCCCGUCGGAUCGACCUCCUUCAAGUUCCAAGAAGCAAGAAUACCAAAAAGCAACCGCCACCAUCAAUCGUCUGCAGCGACAACCGCACCAACAAACGCCCCCUACCAGUAUGCCAUAUAAGUCUAUUUAAAGCUGCUAAAAAGGAGCUACUUAAAUCCAAUCUUCUCCUACGUAGUUAUUUAUUUUAUUUAAAUUAUGUCUUAUUUCAAUCCCAGCAUGUCCAUUCGUAUUUAUAUCGCUCUAUUUAUAUACAUAUUAUACACGCCACCCACUCACACAUGCACACACAAAUAAUCUUAGCCUCGCAGGCUCGAUCAACUAUGCAUACUUAGUUAUA